Molecule: messenger RNA, 3673 nt
Organism: Acanthopagrus latus (yellowfin seabream)
Lineage: Eukaryota; Metazoa; Chordata; Actinopteri; Spariformes; Sparidae
Gene: pdgfba
Product: transcription factor SPT20 homolog
Exons: 7
Coding region: 862-2595 (577 amino acids)
Biological process (GO): positive regulation of MAP kinase activity; positive regulation of ERK1 and ERK2 cascade; positive regulation of cell population proliferation
Cellular component (GO): membrane
Molecular function (GO): platelet-derived growth factor receptor binding; growth factor activity
Source: RefSeq, a predicted model, not a curated record
CACAGCUCAAGAGGCAACCAGAGAGGAGAAGCGCGAGAGGCGAGAACAUCCUGAUCCAGGACCCGCUGAGCUGAGCAGAACCAGGAGAGCAGAGGGAGUCAGACUGAGAUAUGCACAGGGAGGAGCUGCUGAUAAGAGACACGCUUAGAUAAGACAGACAGGCUAUCUGCAGCCAGGUGAAUCGCGCCGGGGAGGAGAAUAAUCUGACUUUUGCAGCGGAGCGUCCAGAGAAUUACGCACGAACGCGCCAGACCACGGUGUACCAACUUUUACGCACGGACCUUUGGAGAUGCGGCGCUUCACUCACAGGGAGAAUGCUGCGUUAUUCUCACAGCACGUAUCAGAGUUACUGGAACAGGAGCUCGUAAUCUGAUCAUUUUGGGACUGGAGUUCAAGUGGACGCAUCGAGCACGUUGGCGCAUGUUGACGAAUCUGUCUUUUUUUUAUUUUUUAAUCACACAUUUGGAGACAUUCUUGGGAUCUCAGUGGGGCUUUACUGGGACUGCAGACUGAUAUCAUAGGGACUGUAGCCUGACGUGCACCUCAACACCGUGCAUUACGCACCUGUCCCACUGCACCCUUGACGUCUCUCUCCCCCUCUUGUGUGAGUUUUUCAAAACCAGCGGCGUGGACGCAGUCAGACGUCUAGCCUGAGCGUGAGUCACCGUGAGCGAACACUUGGACGAGCGUUGCGCUUAUAAGCACUGACACAUCUGAGGAUAUUUAUCAGUGCGCGCCUCGCACCAGCAGCGGCCAGCACACGACGACGCUGGGACGGAGGCUCGGUGCGGCCGGGGGAUUGGACGCCGAGGUGCUAAAUGUCCAGCCGGUCGCUUGCGGCUCCUCAGGCUGGGCGGCAACAUGAGGUCCUGGGUCCUGCUGCUGCUGCUGGCUGCGCUCUCAGCGGCCCGUGUGCGGCUCGGAAGCGCUGAGGGUGAUCCGCUCCCUGCGUCGCUGGUCGACCUGGUGAGGAACUCUCCCAUCUCCUCUGUGGACGACCUGAAGCUGCUGCUGCAGCAGGAAACCAAUGCAAUAGUAGAAGAAGAAGAUGAGCACGAUAUUCUCACAAACCACACCCAUGGCCGAUAUACUAGAAGUCUCGUAGAGGCGCAGCCGGCCCAGCAGGCGGCGUGCAAAGUCCGGACGGAGGUGAUGGAGGUGACGAGGUCGAUGCUGGAUCGCCGCAACGCCAACUUCCUGUUAUGGCCGCCCUGUGUGGAGGUGCAGAGAUGUUCGGGCUGCUGUAACACCCGGGUGCUGCAGUGUGUCCCCACCGUCACCUCCAGCAGAUACCUGCAGGUGAUAAAGAUCCAGUAUAUAAACAGGAAAGCACAUUAUGACAAAGCCAUCAUAUCAGUGGAGGAUCACGUCAGCUGCAGGUGCCAACCUCCCACAUCGUCCUCGUCCUCGCCGUCCUCCUCUUCCUCCUCCUCGUCUGUUCCCGUCACUCGCUCCUCCAGCACGAGCAACCCCAACCCAGCUCCACCGCAGCAGCCUCCGCCAUCCUCCCACCUUCCCCUGGCCCUCCCCCGUCCCGUCCACCCUGCUCCACCAAAGACUCAGGCCUCCAAGGCCGACCUGCAUCGCCUCGACAACCUGAAGCACAACCAGCAGCGCUACCACACCGAGGAGCGCGAGCCGGUGGCGAGGCAGUGGCAGCAGGGCAGCUACACCCAGCUGGUGCACUGGACGCAGCCCAGGGUUCAUCAGGCGCCCACACACGUGCAGCCAGGGGUGCAUCAGCCGGUGGUUGGGGUGCUUGGGCCGGUCAGCAGCUGGCCGUCUGAGGCGAGGGCAGAGCAUAGCGUCAUGGGAAGUACGCAGCAGGUGGGGCACGGGAGCGGGUAUGAUGGGAGCAAGGAGGAAAGCAGCGCGCACGUAGCAAACAGCGGCGGGGAUGUGCACCAUCCAGAUCACAUGCAGAGGCAGCAGCAGCUGUUACAGCAUCAGCAAAGACAGCAGCAGCACCAGCAGCAGUAUCAGUAUCACCAUCAGCCGCAUUACCCGCAGCAGUACAACCAUGGAGCAGCGGAGGACCAAGAGCUGAGGACACAAUAUCGGCUCAACGCUCCCCAGUCGGACAGCGCCUCCCCGCCCGGCAGCCCAACCCAGCUGCCAACAUUGGAACAAAACCCCACCCCUCCUCUGACCACCAUUCAGAAAGACUCGGUGACCAGCCAAAAAAAUACGGAGGUCACAAAUCACAGACAGACUGAGACUGCAACAGCCAGUCGGAAAGAAGGGAACGAGAGGGAGGAGAGUGGGAAUAGUGGGGACACGGCCAUGGCGGAGCUGGCCAAUCAGGGGAAGGAUAAAGACUCUAAAGUGACCAGCGGGGACGGUCAUUUAACACAGGAGGAGAGGAGACAGAAAAUUCUGGAGACGGUACAGAAGGAACUGGAUCGAGAGAGUCAACUUCAUCCGCAUCCUCCUCAGCAAAGACCAAAACCGACCACAUUUAAAACAGCCCUCUCCACCGUGGCCCCCUUGUCGCCCUCAGCCCGCCGGGCCCCGUUCCGACCAGCCUCGCCCCGCCGCAGGAGGAAGCACCGCAAACGCAUCAGCAAAUCAGCCAUCAGAGCCAUGAUCAUGUAGAGCUGCAGGAAGCGGUAAAGCAAACCAAACGCUUUUGGCCUGACACGUUGCACCAAAGGAAUAUGGAGAGAAGAGAAACAUUGGAUUCAUGGAUGUCGGGUGACGGAUGCUGAGGAAUCAACAGAGGUGACGGACACUGCUGCUGUUUCCACCAACAAAGUCACCUUCACCGCUCCAGAGCUGCCGCAGAGCGUCCAGCUUCAUGGAUAUAAUAAAAGUGCAAUCUUAUGAACUCCUUGAAAGGGAGGAUAUUUGUCACACUAAACACUGGAAUUAAUUCGUAUGAACCACAUAAUCCCAUUAACAUGGAUCGAUGGAGGCCUAUGAGAUGCCCGAAGGCUUUGACCGCUGGUCUCUCCUCGCAGUUUGCAGCCAUUGAUUGGCUGCUUGAACACUUUUGACUUGACGACUGAUUGGUCCUCAAAUGGAGAACUUGACUGUAAGUCGGACUAAGAGGUCAUAAUUUGGGGCUAAACGUGGAGCUCGAGAUGAAACCGGAGACGUGGAGAACUGGAUUUCUACACUGGGACAAUAACUGGAACCUGGAGAGUGCAGCUCAGGCCUCAAUGCCAAACAUUGCUGUUGUCCUACAAAUGUCUGAGUCUAACUUUAUUAACACUGGAGUAGCCAUACACUGAUCAUACUACGUCGACUAGAGAAGUGCUCUACCGUGUACUGUAGCUUAAUGUACUGGAAAAAAAAUAUCGAUAACCUGCUCAUUUUUGUACUACUGCCAGAUCAAAAUGGAAUAACAACCAAAUGCCUGCCUAGAUAACAUGCUAUGAAUAUCCACAUUAAAGCAAGUCUUAAAGACCUGGCUUUUAGAGAUCGCUGUGAGCCAGUUAUAGCCAACACUGUAUGUAUAAAUGCUUCUAAAGAAAUGAUUUCUGGGGAAAGAAAAGAAAAACUUUAUUUCUUAACUUAUUUAAAAAAAAAAAAAAAGAAGGAGGAUGUGAAGUCCUCCAGUUCUCAAGUGUAAUUAUUGUUGCCGACAUGGUUCAGAUUAUAAUUAUUGGUUGUACAACUGUUACUGUUAUGAAUGUUAUUUUUAAUAAAAAAUAAAAAUAUUCAACGAAUA